AUGAGGCUAAAAGCCCUUGACCUGAGGCGCCAGAAAACCACGGAUUCCUCAAGCACUUCGGCUUUAAACGAAUCGCCUAUCUUCAGUCAACAUACGAGUCAAAUAUCUAAGGAAUUGGACGCCUACAAAGCAAAAUACAAUGCAGUACAAAAGAAGUACCACAAUGAGAGAAGGAGGAAUAGGAGACUGGAAGAGGCGAACAGGGAAUGGAAGGACAAGGCGAAACAGGCGAGGACGAGUCACAGUAGGACCCAGGGGUAUGUUCUGCAGCUGGAGAAGCAAUUAGGCGUGGUGCAAAGCGAUGCAGAACAGGUGGUUGGGGCUCUGGAGGACCGGGUACACAAUCUGAAGGACAGCAUGAAGGACCUCAACAAGAAGCAUUCCAUUCUUCGAAGACGAUGCAGACGGCUCGAAAAAAUGAAUCAGAACCUGAAGCAACGAAAGAAGAAGAUGAUGAUAAACCGACCUAGCGCAUUUCGACUUCGUUAUAAGGGAACCUACACUGCAGAGGCAAGGGCACUGGCCCGGUACAUGGUUGCUACUGGAACUGCUGAAGCGAAGGUUGGAGAAGCGAUUCAACGCAUAGGGUCGGUUAUGGGGCUGGAUGUUGAGCACAAGAUGUCGAAACGGACGGUACAACGCGCGGUUAUGGAGGGAGGGAUUGCUGGAGACAUUCAACUUGCAGUGGAGAUUCUUGGGGCGAGCAAACUAUGCUUCAGCUCGGAUUCCACAUCACACAGGCACAUUGAGUACGAAUCCCGAACGAUUGCGCUUCAAGUUAUCGAUUAUAACGACCCCAAUGCGAAACCGGCGUGGCGAAUGCGUACUCUGGGUGUAGACACGUCGGUUAACCAUACAAGCGAGACCCAGGUCGAAGGACUGAAGAAACGACUUCAAGAAAUCGCCGAAAUCUUCAAUUCAUCGCCCCUGGCCAUACGGGAAGGCCUUCACUUCGAUUCGGACGAUUUUGCAUUCCGCCUUUAUGGAACAAGCGGUGACCACGCUGCAGACCAUCUAUAA
Molecule: messenger RNA, 1020 nt
Organism: Coprinopsis cinerea okayama7#130
Lineage: Eukaryota; Fungi; Basidiomycota; Agaricomycetes; Agaricales; Psathyrellaceae
Exons: 2
Coding region: 1-1020 (339 amino acids)
Source: RefSeq, a predicted model, not a curated record